CUGAGGAUUCUGCGGUACGAUAACCACAUCCACACUUCCUCCCGAGCCUCUGGAUCGGACCGUAUCGCGUCGAGGAUCUGAUCUGGCCUGGACGACCCCGGAUUUUUUCACUCCCCCGCGCGACAUCCUCCACACCUAUGCCCCAUGAGCAAUUGGACCCUGCUUAUCCAGCACCGCCCUUCGGCGGCUCUGAAUUCCCACCACGAACAUCCUCGCGCUUUGGCACCGGCAGCUAUGAAGACAUGUUCAGCAGCCUUGACGCCCAUCCCGUGCUAUCCCGCCCGCUGAUGCACCCGGGGACAGGCCAACCACUGACGCCCACUACGCCCUCAGAGAGCCACUGCCCUACUUUCCGCCACCAGCGUCCCAGGACCCCAAAAUCAUACUCUCAUUGUCCUCCGUCGCCCCGGUCGGCGACGUAUGCGAGCAGGCCACUCUCCCCAGCCCCUCCAGUGCCCCCCAUGCCACCAUCUCCUCACCUUCCACUGAAGACAUCCUACUCCACCGGCGCAAUUUCCACCCUCGCAGGCCCAGGGUCCGGGCCCCCAGGUCCCAUCUACGCGCCUUCGCGCUCCUCGUCCACAAAAUCAAACUACACCCUUGCCUCCAGCACCUCAGCCGCAACAGCGGCCUCCCGUUCCAGCAGCACCACUUCCCGCCGCUCCACCAUGAAGCCGCGGCCUGGACCCUGUGCCCUGCCGCCCCAGCCCGGCCGGCACAAUUCGCUGGCGGAGCUGCACGCGCGCCAGACCAACAUCGACCGCGUGGUGCAGCCCAUUAGUCCGUACGCGGAGGAGCCGAAUCCGCUCGAGAGGAUGGGGUAUCUAGUUGGCGGGAUUGUGCGGCGGAAGAGCAGCGGUGUGGAACUGCGCGCCGAGAACGACGGAGAGAGGGCGGCGGGAUUAGGCGGGGGACUGGGGUUGAGGAAGAAGAGUAGUUUUGCGAGGCUGGGGUGGGGCGCGCGGGGAGGCGGCGAGUACGAGGCUGAGCGGAGGGGGAGUGCGCCGGGGGUGGAUGUUAGUCGGAACUUCUGAGUUGGGGAUGGCAUCGUGCAGUUGACUUUUCUGAGCUGCAGACUCGAAGUUGCAGGGAGCGUUUGCUGUAUGAUUGUAUUGGUUCUGGCUGGAAUCAUCGCCUGCAAAGAGAGUGGCUACCGUUUGUACGCGCAGAGAUACCCUUAUAUAUUGUGAUGGGUCGACAUGUAUUGUAUUGUGUACGUUGGGCAUUGUGAUGCCAGCGUAUGUUGACUCGGUCCGGCAGGCUUUUAGUAUGCAUUGCAUGACAUUUGUACGUGUUGGGCCCUGUGGUGGAGCAGUUCAGCUAAAGUAGUCGGGGAUUCAUCAACUGCAUGUUGCUGCCGCAGCGGCAGCGCCCCUGUGCGGUUUAGACAAAGCAGAGGACGCUUCAGAGCGGAAUAGAGCGGAGAACCACGACAGAGUC
Messenger RNA from Paraphaeosphaeria sporulosa, 1440 nucleotides. RefSeq lists its product as uncharacterized. The transcript has a single exon. The coding region runs from base 138 to 1034 and encodes 298 amino acids. The record is from RefSeq and is a predicted model, not a curated record. NCBI's taxonomy places the organism in Eukaryota, Fungi, Ascomycota, Dothideomycetes, Pleosporales, Didymosphaeriaceae.